Molecule: messenger RNA, 1717 nt
Organism: Rhododendron vialii
Lineage: Eukaryota; Viridiplantae; Streptophyta; Magnoliopsida; Ericales; Ericaceae
Product: glycine-rich RNA-binding protein RZ1C-like
Exons: 2
Coding region: 1299-1703 (134 amino acids)
Molecular function (GO): zinc ion binding; RNA binding
Source: RefSeq, a predicted model, not a curated record
AAAAAAGAUCCAUAUUGUAUAUUUUUAGAUUUUAAUAAACUCAUUAUUUUUAAACUUGAAAAUUACAAAAUUACGUAAUGCUCCAUAUGGUCAAAGUGGGAGCUAACUAAUUUCUCAUUUUUCACUAGUUAUAUGUUGCAUUUGGUGGUUGGUGUUUCUGACAUCUUCUCUUCAAUUAUGCAUUUCCUUUUUCCCCUUUUUUUUCAGGGAACUUACCAUUAUUGUUUUCGUUAUACUCUUCUCAUACCAGUUCUGGUUUUGUUAUGAUGGCCAAUGUGCGAGAUUGUUGUUCACUUGGAUUUCACCAUCUCUGGACAGCUCAUUUAUCAUAUAUGUUCAUGCGCUUUCCUUUUGAGUGUUAUGAGCUGUGGAAGAACUAUUCAGUUGACAUGAGGACAACAGCUACCGUUAAUACCUGGUUGUCUGAUUGCAAGCGCCAUCUCUCAGGAUUGUAUGUGUGCGCUAUUCGAGUUAGAGUGUCUGAUUGCUGUUGUGUGGCUGUCAGCUGAUAUUAUGUCAUUGCAUACCGGGAACACCACCCUUAUUUUCAUAUUUGGACAUGUUAUUUGCUUGAUGUUGCUAAGUGCGGCUUAGAUUGGUUAGCAAUUUGCCAGUGCAUACGGCCUUAAUAUUGUCAUUGUUGUGCAGAAUAAGCAUUUGGAUUUCAAUUUUCUUUGGAUAUGCCAAAUUACGAGUCAGAAAAGCAAAGUUGUGAUGGUGCAUGUUGCGCAAAGUUGUUCGACGACUGGUUGUUCUGUGGGUUCCAUGGUUUGUUUUAGUGUUCUUGCAAAGUUGAGGAUUUAGUUUCCUUUUAAAUAUAAUGAGUUUUGUAUACCGACCAAGUCUUCUUCGAGGCUGCAUUUUAGGUUUUCUUGAUUCAGCCCGUAGUCAGUGGAAUGGUGGAGGUUUGAGUUGAGCCCACUGGAAGAGUAUGACCGACUGAUCUAGGUGAGUCAUACGGGUUGCGCAACAAGAUUCAUCUAGUUUGGCUACAUGUUUGGAAGACUAUAUCUGAUGCAUUCUGUGUAACAGCUUUAGUGCUUGCAAUUUUCAAGUUUGUGCCAGUAUAAUCUGCUUGCGAAUGGAGUCGAGUGCAAUAGAGUAGUUGCUUUACCAGGCACGAGGCAGAAAUUUCGUCUACUAAUGUGGCUUCUUUGUAAUGAUGUGUCCGGCCUUUCCCAUGAAGAUUUAUUACCAAUGGUUUCCUGAAGUACCUGAGAGACCUGUGGGUGGAUGCUGUAGUUUCCUGUGACUUCUGUAGCUACAAAGACCAGAUUGAUUAGGUCAUUAGAAAAACUAUGUGGAUGCCUUGCUUUUCGGUCAGCAUGGAAUCAUGCCAAUUCUACCGUUCUCGGGUCAUGGUGGAAAGGGAGACUGGCUGUCCUCGCGGAUUCGGGUUUAUAACCUUUGCAGACCGUCAGGCUUUGCAGGAUUCAAUCAGAGAGAUGCACGGUCAGGAAUUGGACGGUCUAGUCAUCUUUGUGAACAAGGCCCAGCCCAAAAUGGAUGGGGAUGAUCCUGACUAUGGCUAUGGUAGGGGACAAGCGCCAAGUGGUCGGGACACUUACAGGGCAGGGGACAAGCCAGUUGGACAAUUCGAGUGUUCCAAGUGUGGGUGCUUGGGUCAUUUUGCACGGGAAUGCCCUUCAACUGGUGGUGGCGGUAGUUUCUCUUCACAUUCACGAUUUGGUGGCGGUGAUUGAUUUGGACUGGACCG